Urocitellus parryii (Arctic ground squirrel) is the source of this 1422-nucleotide messenger RNA. RefSeq names its product bisphosphoglycerate mutase (gene Bpgm). Gene Ontology annotation, biological process: glycolytic process. The record is from RefSeq and is a predicted model, not a curated record. Gene Ontology annotation, molecular function: intramolecular phosphotransferase activity. NCBI's taxonomy places the organism in Eukaryota, Metazoa, Chordata, Mammalia, Rodentia, Sciuridae.
CAGGGCUAGAAAAGAGCGUCGAUGCCGGUCGUAACGAUGAAUUGUAGGAGGCGCUGCCYGCUUCGCGGCCCAGAGGAACCGCAGUUGGUGCUGGUGGUCUUUUUGCAGAUGUAUUGCUGUCCUUAAACAGAAUCCCAUUCAAAAACGUCAGGGAACCACAGCCAUCAGUAUGUCCAAGUAUAAACUUAUUAUGCUAAGACAUGGAGAGGGUGCUUGGAAUAAGGAGAACCGAUUUUGUAGUUGGGUGGAUCAGAAACUUAACAGCRAAGGAGAGGAGGAAGCCCGGAACUGUGGGAAGCAGCUCAAAUCACUGAACUUUGAGUUUGAUCUCGUAUUCACAUCCAUCCUUAAUCGGUCCAUCCACACAGCCUGGCUGAUCCUGGAAGAGCURGGGCAGGAAUGGGUUCCUGUGGAAAGCUCCUGGCGUCUGAAUGAGCGUCACUAUGGAGCCUUGAUUGGGCUGAACAGGGAGAAAAUGGCUUUGAAUCAUGGUGAAGAACAGGUGAGGCUCUGGAGAAGAAGCUACAAUGUGACCCCACCUCCCAUUGAGGAGUCUCAUCCCUACUAUCAUGAAAUCUACAGUGACCGGAGGUAUAAAUUAUGCGAUGUACCCUUGGAUCAACUGCCACGGUCUGAAAGCUUAAAGGAUGUCCUGGAGAGACUCCUUCCCUACUGGAAUGAAAGGAUUGCGCCUGAAGUGCUAAAGGGAAAAACUGUUCUGAUAUCUGCUCAUGGGAACAGCAGUAGAGCACUCCUGAAACAUCUGGAAGGUAUCUCAGAUGAAGACAUUAUUAACAUUACUCUCCCUACUGGARUCCCAAUUCUCCUGGAACUGGAUGAAAACCUGCGUGCUGUUGGGCCUCAUCAGUUCCUGGGUGACCAAGAGGCUAYCCAGCAAGCCAUUAAGAAAGUGGAUGAUCAAGGAAAAGUGAAAAAAGUCCCAUAGUGUCUCCAAGUACUGCCUAAAAAUAGACGCAGAAGGAAUGGCAUGCUGUGUGUUACGGGUGCUGAUUUCUCUCCUUUUUCCCCCUGAUUUUCCAUAUUUUUUUCCAGGGAUAGAUUGUGCAGCAGAAUUUUGUAUAGGUAACUAGAUAACUUAUCCAGGCUGGGAUGAAGCAUUAGAGUACCUAAGAACUAAUGGCAUUAGUCUUAGGAGUUAGCUUUCUUGCUAGGCCUGUUUGAAUUAGGCACAAAUUAGUAACCAGGGGUGUUUAAUUGAGGUUGUUUUGUUAGUUUCUGAGUUGGAAGAGUAACAGGUGGAGAUGAAGUUUAAGGUAUUUAUUGUUCAAUGAAUCAUUAUCGAGUCACCAUGGAUGGGCACUAUUUCAAUAAGUAGUUCACGUUUUAUUUAAUAAGACUUUCUGAAAUGAUAGUAAGGAAUAYUAGAYGAUACACUGUAUGUAAGUAUUUAUUACUAGUCUU